Messenger RNA from Octopus bimaculoides (California two-spot octopus), 1221 nucleotides. RefSeq names its product palmitoyltransferase ZDHHC4. The record is from RefSeq and is a predicted model, not a curated record. Gene Ontology annotation, molecular function: protein-cysteine S-palmitoyltransferase activity. Gene Ontology annotation, biological process: peptidyl-L-cysteine S-palmitoylation; protein targeting to membrane. Gene Ontology annotation, cellular component: endoplasmic reticulum; Golgi apparatus. NCBI's taxonomy places the organism in Eukaryota, Metazoa, Mollusca, Cephalopoda, Octopoda, Octopodidae.
AAGCGAUUUUGUCUUUAAACACCGUUUCUUCAUUUGUUCUCUACUGCUAUCGAUUAUCAUCCCCGGCGUGGGAGGUAUGUUAGCACGUCUUGGAACUCAGCUUUCUUAACACGGCUCCAUGCCAUUCGCAAUGGAAUUUUUGACACUACUCAUUGGUUACCUGCUGAUCUUUUCCUGUAUUACUGUUGUCUGCAUCUGUGGAGAACACCCCUCCUGUAUCAAUGGACCUCUGGGAUGGAUGAAGAAUACCAUAUCCAAGGGUUUGCUCUUCUUCAUCCCCAAAUCAGUUGUAGAUUGGAGUUCAAAAAUCUUUCACUAUGUAUACUUCCAAAGAAAUCCAACAAUGCAGAUUGUCUUUGGUACCUUGGUUCUAUGUGGUCAUGCCAUUGUUGUCAUUGAUAUCUUCCCAAUAUUGUAUGGUAUUUACCACGAUGACAACCAUGUAUUUGUUCCCAUGUUAUUGCUUUUUCUUAACCUCUUGGCUUUCUACAAGUUAUGUAAUGCAGACCCUGGAGAAAUCACCCAAAACAACCAUGCUCUCUUCAUUUCGAUUUAUGCCUUUGAUGGUGUCCUCUAUAAGAAGAAAACUGUUUGUAAGACUUGCAAUUUUGUUAAACCAGCCCGGUCAAAACAUUGUAGCAUUUGUAAUCGAUGUGUUCAUCGCUUUGACCAUCAUUGUGUCUGGACCAACAACUGCAUUGGAGCCCUAAAUAAUCAUUAUUUCAUUGCUUUCUUGUUGACCCUUAUUAUGAUGUGUCUGAAUGGCUUCUAUAUGGCACUACGUUCUAUUAUAGCCAUAGCUCACUUCUCAGGAAUGGUUCAUGCCAUGAUAAUGGAAUCUGAUGGGAAAAUGAUUCCAGUUUCACUUUCUGCAUUAGUACAGCAUCUCUUCAUGCAGUUUCCAAGGAUUAUUUUUCUAAUGGCUUCACUGUCUGUUCUCUCUCUCCUGAUUGCUGGCUUUACACUGUAUCAUAUUUAUUUAAUGUUUACUAAUCAGACCAAUAAUGAGCGACACAAACUUGGGACAUUCCAAAUUUCUGAAAACUGUCAUCAAAAUGAUUGUGAUUCUUCAAAAGUAACCAAACUUCCAAAGAAAAAACAGUGUAUAAAUUCAAGACCAUAUGAUAUUGGUAUUUUAAAGAACAUUGCACAAGUCUGCUUUCCAAGAUAUUAUAUUGAUAGACACAAGAAAAUUUUAAAUAAAUUUAAAUGAAAUGGUAA